Messenger RNA from Harpegnathos saltator (Jerdon's jumping ant), 1131 nucleotides. RefSeq lists its product as uncharacterized. The record is from RefSeq and is a predicted model, not a curated record. Bases 572 to 994 code for a protein of 140 amino acids. NCBI's taxonomy places the organism in Eukaryota, Metazoa, Arthropoda, Insecta, Hymenoptera, Formicidae. The transcript has 4 exons.
UGACUACGUUUACACGGCAAGGUUAAUCCGGAUUAGUAACAACCGUAGUUAGUGAAUUCUUUGAUUCGAUUGGUAUAUUCUUUUAGAUCUAAAAAUAUAUUCUAAUCGGAUUCGAGACUGCAUUAACUACGGUAGUUACUAAGCCGAAGUUAGAAGCUGUGUAAACGUAGUCAUUGUAGACCACGCUUUAGAAAAUCGCUACUUGCAUUCAAUUGGGUCAGUGCAAGUAACCGCAUUCAGGAGCGCUAUUCUGUACAUGUCUACCGACAAUUGUCGGUAUCGGUCGUUACCGACGAACGUCGGUUGCGUGACCGACGUUCGUCGAUAGAACGAUGCACACCUAUUCUCUACAUGGACACUACCGACAAUCAUCGGUGCAACCGACGAAUUUCAAUCGUCGGUUGACGUCACAAAUGGUCGAGAGACAGUCACGGACAAAAGUGAGAAUACAUCGUAAUUCGACCAAUCGCGUAACGAGUCUAUGAGAAAGUCCGCGAUUUUCAAGUUUUACAAACAUAACCGUAUUCAUAGAGUUGUGUAGAAAAAUAGAGAAGAUACAAGAGAAAGCAUCAUGUCAGAGAAUAGAAUACUAUUAAAGAGCAACGUUCUUCGCGUGCAUCAAUAUUGCAAAUUGAAGAUUUGGUAUAUGGAAAAGCAUAGCCGUUUCACUGCCGGCCGGUUUAACGGAAAUGAGGGGAAACUGCAACUGCAGAUGCAGUGGGAUGAACUGUGUAAAAGGCUAAAUUCUCUAUCCGGGCCAAAGAAGUCGGUCAAGCUGUGGCAAACUGUAUGGCGGGAUCUGAAGAGCAUUUCUUCGAGGAAAGCAAGCAAGUUAAGAGCUGAGCGCUUACGCACAGGCAAUUUUCCAGCUGAAGAAGCCCCAUUGCAGAACAUUGAACAACGCGUAGUGUCUGCAAUUGGUUUAGAUUAUGUUGAGGGAAAUGCGCAUUGUCCUGAUAGUUGCGUGGAAGAUAUACGUAUAUAUGUUCAAUGAAAAUAUUGAACGACUUGAGAUGGAUGACGAAGAUCCCCUUUAUCAAAUCCCACAGACCCGCUCUUUACAUUGUAUAUUGUACAUAUUUAAUGUAACAAUGUUACUGCAUAAUUCUUCAUUAUAAUUAAAACGUGGAG